Messenger RNA from Eruca vesicaria subsp. sativa (arugula), 1187 nucleotides. NCBI's taxonomy places the organism in Eukaryota, Viridiplantae, Streptophyta, Magnoliopsida, Brassicales, Brassicaceae. The record is from the annotation of a GenBank genome assembly.
GAGCUUCUUCUCUUAAACCUCACACACAAAGGUUCGGAAUAAGAAGGGUUUUGGAGAGUGAUGGGGUCCAUUGUUCGUGAAUGGGUUGGGUUUCAGCAAUUUCCAGCGGCUACUCAGGAAAAGUUAAUUGAAUUCUUCGCCAAACUGAAGCAAAAGGAUAUGAACUCUUUGACAAUUGUUGUAAUGGGCAAAGGCGGUGUCGGAAAAUCAUCCACUGUCAACUCUCUUAUUGGUGAACAAGUCGUCCGUGUCAGUCCUUUCCAGGCGGAAAGUUUGAGGCCAGUGAUAGUCUCAAGAACAAUGGGAGGCUUCACUAUAAACAUUAUUGACACCCCUGGGCUUGUGGAAGCUGGUUAUGUCAAUCAUCAAGCCCUCGAGUUAAUCAAAGGGUUUCUUGUGAACAGGACCAUAGAUGUGUUGCUAUAUGUUGAUCGUCUGGAUGUGUAUAGAGUGGAUGAGCUAGAUAAGCAAGUUGUUCAAGCAAUCACCCAAACUUUUGGAAAAGAGAUUUGGUGCAAAACCUUACUUGUUUUGACUCAUGCUCAAUUCUCCCCACCUGAUGACCUUUCCUAUGAAACUUUUUCCUUCAAGAGAUCAGAUUCUCUCCUCAAAACUAUCCGCGCUGGUUCCAAGAUGGGAAAACAACAGUUUGAGGAUUCUGCAAUUGAGGUUGUGUAUGCGGAGAACAGUGGAAGAUGCAGCAAGAAUGACAAGGAAGAAAAGGCAUUACCGAACGGUGAAGCGUGGAUACCGAACUUGGUUAAGGCGAUAACGGAUGUUGCAACAAAUCAGAAGAAAGCGAUUCAUGUGGACAAGAAGAUGGUAGAUGGAUCUUACUCUGAUGAUAAAGGAAAGAAACUCAUCCCUCUUAUCAUCGCCGCUCAGUACUUUGUCGUUAAGACGAUCCAAGGAGCAAUCAGAAAUGACAUCAAGAUAAGUGGAAAGCCACUUUAAGAGUUCUAUGUUUAUUGUGAGAGAAGAGUUUUUGUUUUUUCUUGUUUCCGGCUUUAUGUUGCUGUUGUGAUAUCUUGACAUUUGUUCGAAUGAUUUAAAAAAGCUCAGUAUGCUGGUUGCUUUAAAUUGUCGAGUUAUUUGUUGUCUUCUUCCUCUGUCUCCCGACUAAACCAAACAGCAUACUUGUCAAGACCGGCUCUUCAAUAGGAGUGCUGGGCUAUAGCCGAAUGAAA